AGGAGAACUCUGGGGAAGGGGCCACCCAUCUCCCUGUCCGUCCCCAGUUCCCGCGCCCCUGUCUACUUCUUCGAGUUCCAGCAUCGACCCAGCUUCACAAAGGACCUCAGGCCGCCCCACGUGAGGGCCGACCACGGCGAUGAGGUUGUCUUUGUGUUCAGAUCGUUUCUCUUUGGCAGCAAAGUGCCCCUCACUGAGGAGGAGGAGCUGCUGAGCAGGAGGGUAAUGAAGUACUGGGCCAACUUUGCUCGCAACGGGAACCCCAAUGGUGAGGUCCUGCCGCACUGGCCCAUGUUCGACCAGGAGGAGCGAUACCUGCAGCUGAACGUGCAGCCUGCAGUGGGCCAGGCCCUGAAGGCCCGCAGGCUCCAGUUCUGGACCCAUACCCUGCCCCAGAGGGUCCAGGAGCUGAGGGGCGCUGAGCAGAAGCACACAGAGCUGUAGCUGCCAGUGUGGGGGUGGGGGCCCCUAAUGUGCCCAUGUAAACUCACAGAGGAGAGAUUUAUUCAGCACUCUCACAUGACCACUUAUUCCUCCUGGCCUCCCUCCACUCAGCAGACCAUUGUGGAGAAUCCAUGGCUUGAGGUUCAUUGCCAAGCCUGCCCUGGGGCCCUUGAGUGAGACACACCCAGUACACCCUCCAUGGAGCUGUGUUGGGCAACACCAGUGCCUGCCCAGCUUCCUCAACACCCGCUGGGCCUGAGUCCCUCCCAAUGUCCUCCACUCUACCCACUGCCCUCUCCUGUCCUCCCAGCCCCAGAACCCUCCCCACGUGGAGGGAGCUGUGUUGGGGAUUGUUGCUCACACAUGGGUGCCUUAAGCCCUAUAACCUGCUCCUCCUCCCAGCAUGCCCUGUGAUCUCACAUCUCUUAGUGGCCACAGAGGACCAGACUCCAGGAGCCACCGUGGCUUCAUCCCUUUAUGCUGCCAUGCGUGGCGUCCUCAAUCCCAUCCACGCAGCACAAA
Lepus europaeus (European hare) is the source of this 966-nucleotide messenger RNA. RefSeq names its product cocaine esterase-like. The transcript is spliced from 3 exons. Gene Ontology annotation, cellular component: intracellular membrane-bounded organelle. Lineage: Eukaryota; Metazoa; Chordata; Mammalia; Lagomorpha; Leporidae. The annotation marks the transcript as partial. The record is from RefSeq and is a predicted model, not a curated record. Gene Ontology annotation, molecular function: carboxylic ester hydrolase activity.